Molecule: messenger RNA, 2878 nt
Organism: Cephus cinctus (wheat stem sawfly)
Lineage: Eukaryota; Metazoa; Arthropoda; Insecta; Hymenoptera; Cephidae
Exons: 1
Coding region: 232-1881 (549 amino acids)
Source: RefSeq, a predicted model, not a curated record
ACCCGUCUCUCGCAUCCGAAUCUUCACAUAACCCCAGUGAAAGGUCCUCAAUCACAAAGCAGCAUUGAAUCUCAGGACUCGAUCAUAACAGAGGGUACAAGAUCAACCCCGCCCUGUCCAAGCUACUCGCCUAGUCAGCGAAGUCGCUACUCCCAACCUAACCUGCCAACACUUCUGGUCUCAUACAACGAGUCCAGAAAGACUUCAGGAUCACCGGAUCGUAGGAUACGCAUGUCGCAGCCGACCCUGAACUCUAGUUUUUCAGGAAUAAACUUCGUCGGCAUGAAUAAAGGUCGAUUCUCUUACUCCAGUCUGCGAGCUUCUGGAGACAACAGCAUUAACUUCCAAAUCGAAGAGGAAAGACUCUCUGCACCCAACGUUCAGCUGUCUGGAUCCUCGGAUCAUAAAUCAAGGCAUUCACAGCCUGACGUUACGCGAUUCCUUCGUCACGAUAUACCAAGUAGAAGAGAACGUCUCUCCCAGCCCACCCUGGUUACUGGAGAUUAUUAUCCCGGCAGAGUACAGCAGAGAUUAUCGCAGCCUUGCUUGAGCACUGGAAAGGAACUUCCGGUGAUUCAUUCUCCGUUGAAGCCAAAGAGAUUCGUUUCGCCAGUUGCCGUGAAAGCUACACAGAGAGAUCGAUUGUCGCAAUUAGAUUUCGGUGCAAGAUACCGAAAUCUUCGCGACUUCCCAUCAACGGUAACAAAAUUCAACAGAGACCGUUUCUCAAUACCGGAACUUGAGACAUCAAAUGAUCUCAGACUAAUGGCAGGAACUCCAAAGCAGAGGUUCAGCUUAGAUAGUUCCUUAAAUGAACCCGGAAGAUCCAGGUUACUGCCAAUAGCGAGUUCUCCAAUUUCGGAGACUCAUCCAAAGACAGACCCUCCGGACUCUUCCGGAAGCAAGGCCAAAAAACCUGCAGAGGGUCUAGAAAGCGUUUUGAUAACAAGUACGAGCCCAAUCUUAUCAAAACCAGGCACCGUAUUUCCACCACCUGUGGUAAAAGUGGCACCACCUAGAGAGAGAUUAUCCGUACCGGAAAUACGCAACUCAAGUCUAAGACGUCUUCUCGAUUCACCGGUAAAGCAGAGGCACAGUAUAACCGGAAAUCUCAGACAGUGCUUAUUACCAAUCACUAAGAAUCAAGAAACGACUCGGACCAAGAUCUCACCAAAGGCGCUUAUUGAGGAAAUUAAUGAAAAAAUAUCCUGGAAAGAUUCACCCAAACAAACAGCUGUAAUAGAACUACCUGUAAAGGAAGAACCAAAACACAUUCAACGUCACUAUUCCUAUACGUAUGAUACCAAAGAGGAGAACUCUUUGUUAAGUAAAUUAAGUGUAGCUCCAAAGAAGAAAUACCUGGAGAGUAAUUUUGACAAAAACGAACAGGUUAUUACCACAGUGAUAGAAACGGAAAUACCAAUGAUCCUCAGUAGCCCUAAGUACACGAAGAAGACACACGCCUAUUCCUCCGAAGCGCCGCGUUGGAUGAGGAAGUAUCUAGAGAACGAAAGUCCUCAGGUGGCAAGAAAAAAUGUAAACAAGGAAAAAUCAAACAUUAAAAACAAUUGGAUCAAUUCAAAUCGCGAGUCCUUGGAUUCGAUAGGCUCUGAGAAGACGCAAUCGGAAAAGACUCUUACUGAAAAGACACAGUCUAGAUCCAACGACAAUGGUGAGAAUAGUCCAUUGUUAAGGAGUACUGAUAUACAGGCUGAUCCAAAAGACAACAUGAAAAAUACUUAUGUCAGAAUCAGAACAUCCAACGAUGGCCAAGAGGAUAAAUAUAAAGUAUCCAUUGAUUCUAGCUGGACAGAAGCUGAUAUCUGCAGGUUAUAUGGUCUCGAAUGUGAUACAGAUACUGACGAGUCUACUUCUAUUUAAUACAUUUAUUUAAUUACGUUAUUUUAAUAUUUUUCAAUGAACUGGACAACGUUCAUCAUUAAUUAAUAAUCAAUCUUUACAGUAUUACUAUGAAAACCAUUGAAAGACCAAGUAACACAAUUAUCAAACAAGUCGAAAUCUAAGAUUUAUUAAUAUAUUGUUCAUAUACUAUACAUUUAUUCAUUCCAGUACAGUAUAAGGUCUUUUAUUAAUUCUCUAUUUUAUUAUUAAUGAAAAAUCUCUAAAGAGACUUAUGAACAAUAUUAUGACCAAAGAUAAGAUAUGAAGAUAUAAGACAGGCCUAGACGAAAUGCUGAAAAACUUUUAAAAGAAGAAGGAGGAACAAAAUAUCAAUGUCUAUAGCGCAGCCAAAAUUAUAUGUGCAUUUUAAUCAAGAAGUCAAGAGAAACGUGACAGGACCUUCCACAAAGGAGUAAAGCAAUCACGUUACUGAAUUAACUCAAUAAGCAUUGAAACAUUUAAAGUUUGAAGGUACAUAAACAUAACGUAUCCUAAUGAAGAUUCCAUGUUUCAAGGAAUAUAACAAUGGAAAUUGUCAUGGAAAGCUGUUCUUCGUGAAGAAACUCGGGUACUGCACUUCCUUUAUUUAAAUUAUAUUAAGAACGCAUCUUGCAUCGCGCUUACUACAAUAUUUAUUGUCUCCUAAGCUCCUAAUAACACUAGUCAUUAACGCGUCGCACACGUCAGAAUGAAUAACGGUACGAGAGAAGAUAAUGAAAUGGAUGUUGAAGGAAGAAGAGAAAGAAGAAAUUGGAAAAAAUAGUGAAAACAAAACCGAAAGUAAAAAUCUCUCGACUGAAUAUUAGGAAUAAUAUUUUAUUUAGGUUAGGUUUAUUCUCUAUUAUUUGUGUCUUUUGUAGUUAAUCCCACUGUCAAAAUUAUAAUCGUCCUGUGUUUAAAACGUUCGACGCGUCUAUAAUAUGAUCGAUGUAAUUACAACUAGCCUAGAAGGUGUAUAAAAUCAUAUUGAUUUCUA